UAUCCCUUAAAUCCGAGACACGUGUUACACGACCCUCAAAGCAACCUUGUGGCUUAGUUAAAUCUGCCGCGGGGUUAACCUAUAUAAACACCUCAACUUCACUUGAAUUUGGACAAUUUCGACCGGUGACUUUUGAUGACGACCAUAGUGGAGUGGAACUAAGAAUAUUCCAGAAUUUUGUUAAGAAUAUAUUAAUUAGCUUUUCGCUCGAGUAAAAAAAUUAGAAGAAUUGGUUUUCAGUUCAUAAAGAAUUACUUGUCACUAGUGUUCUACAGAUUCAUUGAUUCUCAGUUUGUCUUGAACGAACCAAGUAUCCCAACUUGAUGUUUGAUAAUUCGUCAGGACACACCGAUUUCAAACCAUUGCGCUUCAAUGCUAUGAGUGAUCGUUUCUUAAACUACAAAUUAUAUUGCUUUUUACAUUUCCAAGGCCGAAUCCGGACUAACCAUAUUCUCAGUUAUAUCUCCCAGUUUUUAUAAGGCUGGUAACGGUUAAUCGUCGGUGUCUGUUAGCCUCAAUUUUAUCUGUUUUCUUUCGAAGAAUAGCCUGAGUUUACGCACAGCCUUAAAUCAAUUAGUGAGAGAACUUUUUCCUUGGAUAUUGAGUACAGUUGACAAAUUUCUAGAUUCUCGCAGAUUUUUUUUUGUUGCUGAUUAUUUGAAGUAUUUUUAUUUUGUUUGAAAAUGCCUAUCCGAGUGUCUGCCACCCUCGCUGAUCCACCCCAGCUUCAAAGACAAGAGAAGAACAAUAGGAAGAAAUGGAAUGUGAAAGCAUCAAAUUGCUCCACGGGUACAGUUAACACCAUCCGUAGAUUGAUUGAAAAUAUGAAAUUGGUUCCGAAUCCUGAGAAGAAAGUCAUUUCGUUAUCAAUAGGGGAUCCAACAGUUGCCGGUCAUCUCAAACCAUGCGACGAAAUUUUACAAGCUGUUGAGAAAAGUAUGAAAAGUUUUAGAUAUAAUGGAUAUGCACCAAGUACUGGUCAUUUAGAUGCUCGUGAAGCAGUUGCACAAUAUGCUACUCUUCCAGGUGCUCCUAUAGAAGCAAAGGAUGUUAUUUUAACAUCAGGAUGUUCCCAAGCUUUAGAGUUAGCAAUCUGUGCACUGGCUAAUCCUGGCCAAACAAUCUUGGUUCCACGUCCAGGAUUUCCUCUCUACAAAACACUUGCUGAAAGUAUGGGUAUAAACAUCAAGUAUUAUUCUUUAUUACCUGAAAAAUCUUGGGAAGUAGAUCUUGCUGAUCUUGAACAUCAAAUAUCUGUCGAUACGGCUGCUAUAGUGGUCAAUAACCCAUCUAAUCCCUGUGGUUCAGUCUAUAGCCGUAGACAUCUGCAAUCUAUUUUGGAGGUAGCAGCUCGUAACUAUGUCCCCAUCAUAGCUGAUGAAAUUUAUGAACAUUUCGUAUUCCCAGGUGAAGAAUUUUAUCCCAUAGCCUCCAUGUCUCUAUCAGUACCAAUUCUAACUUGUAGUGGACUUACAAAAAGAUUUCUGGUUCCAGGUUGGAGAAUGGGUUGGAUUUUAAUUCAUGACCGAAAUGAAGUUUUCGGUUCAGCGAUUAGAAAUGGUUUGCAGUCAUUGUGCCAAAGAAUUAUGGGAAGCAAUACAAUUAUUCAAGGAGCAAUACCUGACAUAUUAAGAGAUACACCAAAGAGCUUCUUCCAAGAAACUAUUUUAUCAGUAAAGACAAAUGCAGCAAUAUGUUAUUCUGUGUUAGCUGAAAUUCCAGGGCUCAUGCCAAUAAUGCCAGCAGGAGCUAUGUAUAUGAUGGUGGGAAUUGAUGUUAAGAGUUUCAAUUGUUUCAAAAAUGACAUGGAAUUUGUGGAAAGACUAAUGUGUGAGCAAUCUGUUAUGUGCUUGCCAGGAACAUGUUUCGAGUAUCCGAACUACGUUCGUCUGGUCCUAACUGUUCCAGAAGAUGAUAUUCGCGAUGCUUGUAGAAGAAUCACAGAAUUCUGUCAAAAAUAUUCUAAGUUCUCCUUCACUAUGGAAAAUUCUCCUGUCCACACUUUACCAUCAACCACUCUUUACCCAAUAGAUGAAAGCUUGGAAACUGUAACAGAAAAUAGCACGGGUGUGAUUGAAAGUCCACUGCCAAUACGAGUGUGAUAGUUCAUUUAUUGCAGAGACGCUUUUUUAGUGUAGAUGAUAGUCAUUAUUAUUUUAGUCAUAGUAUAUAGUAGUGGAUGAUUUUUAAAGAAAUUGUUGAUACCUGAAGAAAUUAGAAUAAGUGUUACCGUCAAUGUCCAAAAUGCCGGCUUUCUAUAAAACACCUGAUUAUUGUAUCGAAGGCAAAGUAUAAAAUAGGGGAUUUUUUUUACUUCACCUAGACAAUGUGUAGAAUACCUGUAAGUUUUUUAUUAGCCAUUUUAUAGAAUGUCUAGGCAGUGUGUAUUGCAUACUUUGCCGGUUGAUUUCAAGGAUUCAGUGGAAUGCCGAAUUUUAUUUACUCAGUAAAAAAUUCAGUAUAAAAUUCCGGUGAAAAGUACCGACACUCAGAGUUCGAGUACUUUUAGUACUAGUAUAGAUUUUAGUAAUUUUAUUACUGCGUAAAAUUCAUUUUGACCAGAAAAUGUUACAGAACAAAAAAAUCUGUUAUACCAUAAUCUUUACAGUAAUAAUUAUCCUAAAAUCACUUUAUAAAUCUAAUAAAAUAAAUAGUACUGUAAAAUUGACAGUAUAAUAUUUCACGGUAAAUAUGGAUUUUACGGAUGAUACACCCAAAGUGCCCGUACUUUAUACUGAAAUUUCAUCCAGAAUUUUUUUUCACUGUAGUAACUAUAACAUGUAUAAAUAUUAUAUUUUUUCAUGGCUUUUCUUAAAAAUACAUAAAUUUUAAAUUAUUUAUCUCUUUUUAAGUAUCUUUUAAAAACUAUCAUUAAAAUAUCCUUUAAUUAAAAGCUAAGGGAUCAGAGUAUAUCAAGAUGCUUAGUGCUUAGAUUGUUAUAAGUUAAUAUCGCAGUUUCGUAGCUUGAUGCUAUUUUUACAUAUCAAAUAAAUAUGUGUCAGAAAUAAGUUUAAUGAGAUUUAAAAUGAAAUAUGUGAAUUUACCGUAAUGAGUCAGAGUUUUUAAAGCCACGAGUAAGAAAAAAAAUGUGAUACAAAUAUCAAUGUUUAUUUGAAUUGUGUAGAUAUUUUUUCCCUUGUCCUGUUAAAAUGGAAAGUUAAAGGACUUCAUUAGUAAAUCAAGAAGUUCUGAGAUAUAUACCUAUUAACAAGUUUGCUACAAGCAUAUUUUAUGUAAUACAAAUAUUCUGAAUAUUUGUUAUUUGCAAGAUUUGUGGAAUUUGUGUGAAUAUUUCCUUAGAGUAUAAUAUGGUGGUCUAUGAAUAUCGAAAGUAGUUUUAUCAAUGUCUCAUUAUUGGAUGCCUCCAGCUUCAGAAACUUUCUAUGGCUGAAACUAUUGGCGUUAUAUCGGAAUGAUUUAUAGACAAUAAACAAGUGUGUUUGUUUGGUUUAAGAGAUAUUAAAUUGUAUUAAAUCGAACGUGCAAGAAAUAAAUAAAUCAAGUGACACUAAAUGUAUUCCAUCGAAAUCUAGCUUUGAACAAAGUUUGGCAACCGCUCUGAGCAUCUUCUUCGAAAGCGAAUGUUGUAAUUUUAGGGUGGCAUCCUAAUUUAUAAUACAAGAGUUUUGCUUUCAAGUUCAAUUUAUUAAUUAAAUGUCUUCUUAUUUAGUAAGAUGUUUGCAACUAAUCGAGAAAAUGAAUUAAUGAAUUUAGUUACCUCUAAUGAAUUUAUUUUAACCUAUUAGACAUAUAUAAUUAAUAAUUAUAUGAAGUAAACUUUCGUAUUUAGUUGUGUCAAAAAUUUAGAGAAAAAUUGAAAACAUUUACUAAAAAUAAUGAUUAAUCAAAAAAAUUUAGUAGUUGAAAAAGUUGAAGAUUAUUUUAAAAAAUCUCUAAAUUAUGUGAUUAAAAGCCUAUUUUAGACAAUAUUUUAAACGAUAUAUAUAAAACACUGAAUUUUUUUUAGUAUGUAGCAUGUCAGGUAAACUGUAAAUUUGGCUGUGUUAAGAAAUUGGAUUAAAAAAAUUAAAAAAGUUGAAUGCAAAAAUUGUUUAUGUAUUUAAGUGUUGGGUAGCAGAACGUGUUAAAUAAUAUUUUGAGAACUCACAAAAUUUAUGAUUUUAAUAACAUGAUAUAGGCAGCUGUAACGAUAAAACAUAAAUGUUAUAUAGCUGUACUUGUGUUCAUCUGCGGUCUUUAAAUAAAGUAGUACUAAACAGAAAAACGCGUCACGUUCUAUUAAUCUCUUCAAUUUUUUCUGGUUUUGGCAGGAAAUAAAUAUUGGGACGAAAUUUAGUUUCUUUUGUCAUGAGUUUAUUAAUAUAAUAUAGUUAGCAGUAACUAUGGGAAAUAAAUGUUACACAGCCGUACCUGCAGAACCCUAUUUAUUAUUCAAAUUUAUUUGCAAAUUUGAAUUUAGCAGUACUAAACAGAAAAACGCGUCAGGUUCUUUUACUAAUUUCUUCACUUUUGGUUCUUGAUAAUUUUAUCUAUUUUUGACUGGAGAUAAUUAUAGAAAAAAUGUUUUCUGUUGAAAUUUUUUUAAUUUAUUUCAUGUUUAUUAAACAUAACAGCACGUCGAUUUUUUAAGUUCUUGUUAAAUAAGGCUUAAAUUAUAGAUAUUUAUCAAUAAUGUUUGAGUAAAAAUUUUAAAGUUUGAAAUUUAUCAAAUUGAAAUUAUUAAGACUAAUUUUUUUAACACUGCACACUUUUAAACUGUACUUAUUUGAAAUAACUUUUUCUAUAUAAAGUUAAUUUGUUUGAUGUACUCAAUAUUCCUCUCACUUGUACAAGGAAUAAAGUGAUAUUCCUUAGAAUGUUAGACUAUUAGUUGUUUUUGCAUUAGAUAGAAAUAAUAAUAUUUGUAGUUAGAUAACAUGUUAAAUGGGGAAUGGUAAAUGUAGUAAGGAAGCUUUUCUAAAUAUAUUUAGUUUAUUUAUGAUAACAUUCGCAUUUUAGAACUCAAGAGAUUGUGUCUUAACACAAAGUAAUGCCAAGUUAAGUUUACGUAAAGACAAAUUUAGGUUUUUGUUUCUCUUAGAAAAAGCUACAUAGCUCAAAAAAGUUCGAACUUUCUUUAUAUUUAUAUGGCAAAGUCGCCAUCUUUUUUGCUUACAUAAUAAUUAAAUAUUGCUAUUUCUUGUAGAAAUUUAGAUGUGACUAGUAGAUAAUACAAUGUAUAAUACAAUAGACAAAAUGCAUUGUUAUGGAUUGUUAUGGUAUAUACAGUCUAUUGAUUACUGUAUCUUCAUUUUAUAGUGUAUUUAGAAUAUUGUAUAACAGAGUUUUUAUAGUAUUGAUAAAUAAAUUCUUCAAAUUUCAAAUAAAA
Parasteatoda tepidariorum (common house spider) is the source of this 5329-nucleotide messenger RNA. Its product is annotated as tyrosine aminotransferase. Gene Ontology annotation, molecular function: pyridoxal phosphate binding; L-tyrosine:2-oxoglutarate transaminase activity. The record is from RefSeq and is a predicted model, not a curated record. NCBI's taxonomy places the organism in Eukaryota, Metazoa, Arthropoda, Arachnida, Araneae, Theridiidae. Gene Ontology annotation, biological process: biosynthetic process; L-phenylalanine catabolic process; L-tyrosine catabolic process.